Molecule: messenger RNA, 960 nt
Organism: Phaethon lepturus (White-tailed tropicbird)
Lineage: Eukaryota; Metazoa; Chordata; Aves; Phaethontiformes; Phaethontidae
Gene: SLC52A3
Product: solute carrier family 52 (riboflavin transporter), member 3
Exons: 2
Biological process (GO): riboflavin transport
Cellular component (GO): plasma membrane
Molecular function (GO): riboflavin transmembrane transporter activity
Source: RefSeq, a predicted model, not a curated record
UACAUCACCAUCAUCAUCCAGAUGGCCAACGUGGGGCCGCUCUUUGUCACCCUCAUGCACCGCUUUCGACCCGGCUUGCUGAAGGAGGUGGCCGUUAUCUAUGUGAUCUUGUCCACGGGUGUUGUGGCCUGCUUGCUCCUGGCCUUCCUCUGGAACUACACGACCACCAUCGCCGGGAAGCCCCACAGCACCGCCUUCCUGCUCCUCACCUUCUUUCUGGCCCUGGUGGACUGCACCUCCUCUGUCACCUUCUUGCCCUUCAUGAUGCAGCUGCAGCCCCAGUACCUGACCACCUUCUUCACAGGUGAAGGGCUCAGCGGGCUGAUCCCUGCUCUCAUCGCCCUGGGCCAGGGCUCCAGCAUCUCCAGCUGCGUCAACAUCACCCACUUGGUCAACGUCACCAUCGGCAACGAGACCAUGGAGACCACCGUCUUCCAGCUGAAGACCCGCUACCUCCCGGCCAACUUCUCCACCCUCCUCUUCUUCCUCCUCCUGACUGCAAUGAUGCUGGCCUGCUUGCUGGCCUUCUUCUUCCUCACCAGGAAGCCCAAGGUGUGGGAGCUCUCCCAGCAGCAGCUGUUUCCCAGCAGCAUCAUGCUGAGCUCAUUUGACCAGAUCCCUGACGAGGGAGCUGGCUCGCGGCUGAGCAGAGGCUGCCGAUGCCCGAAGGAUGCCAAUGGCAUCCCGCCAGAGAAGGUCUCCUACUCCCUGGCCAAGCUCACCUUCAUCUCCCUCCUCAUCGCUUGGGUCAGCGCUCUGACGAACGGGGUCCUGCCGUCUGUGCAGUCCUACUCCUGCCUGCCCUACGGCAACAUCGCCUACCACCUCGCUGCCACGCUGAGCUCCAUGGCCAACCCCCUCGCCUGCAUCGUGGCCAUGGUCCUGCCCGGCAGGUCCCUGGCCCUGCUGAGCACCCUCACCAUGGUGGGGACAGGCUUUGGCGCCUACAACAUGGCUGUC